GCGUUCCAGCCAGUACAGAAGAAGAGAAGAGGACAAGAAGCAAGCAACUAAGAAGCAAGCAAAAGAGCAGACCCUACCAAGACAGGAGCAGAUCGAAGCGCUAGCAGAACAGAAGACAUCAACGACAUCACGACACACGACAAGACAAUAGCAAGGGGCAAGAGAGGGCAAGACAGGGCAAGAGAGGGCAAGAGAGUCUGCGACGUCCCACCCAAAACCCCAUCAAGGGAAGUCAGCAACCACAACAGCCAUGUCCGUUGGAGAGGAGAAGGUGUUGCAGGCCUUGUUGGCACACACGGCGCUGGAGGAUGAGGUGAAGGACACGAUUAGGUCGAUCGCCGACAACACAUGUCGUGACUUUGUUCGCCUGCAGAGCGCUGGUCUCGGCAACAGCGGGGCGCGUGCGGUAGCCGAAGCGCUCAAGGACAACAUCUGCUUGAAAUGGCUUGAUCUAGCUUGCAACCACAUCGGCGAUCAGGGCGCUGUGAUGCUGGCGGAAGCGCUUAAGCACAGCACGACCUUGGCGGGACUCGACUUGAGGGAUAAUUCAAUCCGUAACGAGGGCGCAAUGGCACUGGCGGAAAUGCUUAAGCACAACAUGCCCCUCGACCUACUUAUCUUAAGCAACAACUCCAUCAUGUCAGUUGGCGGUACGGCGCUGGGUGCUGCCCUUCACCGAAAUCGCACCCUGGAACGACUCUGGGUCGAGAACAACUCCACCGCCACAGCCCGCGCCUUUGGUGCCGCGCUGCCCGUCAAUCGCGCGGUGAUCACAAGCUGGGACCAGCACGACGAGAGCCUGACCGCCUUUUUUGCAGCUCGCGAAGAGAAGAAGCAGCAACUUGAGCAACUGUUUGCCGCCUGCAAGAGCGGCGACGCUCCAGCUGUCACCUCUUUCCUCACCCAAGACAACACAGACAUCAACCAACAAGACGAAGAGGGCGACACGCCACUGCACGUUGCCUGCAGGCACAAUCAGUCCGCCAUCGUGAAGAAGGUCCUUGAGAAGGGCGCAGACACUUCCAUCAAGAACAAGCAGGGAGAUACACCGUUCGAUGUGGCGACAGCCAAUGAUCACACUGCCAUCACCAGCAUCCCAGGACUCAACCUUGAGAGCAAAUCCCAGGAACGACAAGUGGAACGGCCACAACAACAGCAACAGCAGCAGCAGGAGAAGAACAAGGAGGAGGAGAAGAACAAGGAGGAGGAGAAGAACAAGGAGGAGGAGGAGGAGGAGGGGGAGGAGGAGGAGGAGGAGGAGGGGGAGGAGGGGGAGGAGGGGGAGGAGGAGGAGGAGGAGGAGGAGGAGGAAGAAGACCCGCCUGCGUCCACCCAACGACGACCACAGCUGCGCCCCAUGAUCCAGGACCUGCGCCAGAUCAUCUCCUCCACAGCACUGGCACAGGAGUGCGUGAGCCAGGAGGUGGCUGUGUCCUACCUCCACCUCUACGACAAACUGAUGGCACUGAGCAAGGACGAGAAGCGACCGCUGCUCACGAUUGAUGGGGUGGUGGACAUUGCGCGCACAUGUGGGCUGCGCACACGUGAGGAGACAAGAGCGUGCCUCCAGUUCCUGCACCUGUACUCAAUGGUGUUGUGCUACGACAGCGUACCAGGCAUGGAGGACCAUGUGAUCCUAGAUACGCAGUACAAUGACGCGCGUCAUCCGCACCUUUGACCUGCACCGCGAUGUGCGUGAUGGAGAGUCGA
Salpingoeca rosetta is the source of this 1710-nucleotide messenger RNA. RefSeq lists its product as uncharacterized. Lineage: Eukaryota; Choanoflagellata; Craspedida; Salpingoecidae. The transcript has 10 exons. Bases 251 to 1678 code for a protein of 475 amino acids. Gene Ontology annotation, molecular function: protein binding. The record is from RefSeq and is a predicted model, not a curated record.